Molecule: messenger RNA, 1277 nt
Organism: Siniperca chuatsi (mandarin fish)
Lineage: Eukaryota; Metazoa; Chordata; Actinopteri; Centrarchiformes; Sinipercidae
Gene: tnfrsf18
Product: tumor necrosis factor receptor superfamily, member 18
Exons: 7
Coding region: 51-899 (282 amino acids)
Biological process (GO): defense response to Gram-positive bacterium; positive regulation of T cell migration; defense response to Gram-negative bacterium
Cellular component (GO): external side of plasma membrane
Molecular function (GO): protein binding
Source: RefSeq, a predicted model, not a curated record
AGCAACAGACAAGAUAAAACCCAGAAGGCACGAGCAGAACACUGGUCAUAAUGAUUCCUCUGAGCCUUUCCCUGGCUGUAAUAUGUGUUUUGAGUAUUUGGAAUAUAGAAUACGCUGCAGGCUGUGGCAAUGGACAGGCUGAGAUAAAUGGGCGAUGCUGUGACCUGUGCCCCCCAGGUGAACAUAUGAAGGAAUUCUGCUCAGAGCACCAGAAAACUGUCUGUAUCCCCUGUGAGGAGGGCUACUACUCGAACCACUAUAACAUCUUUGACAGAUGUGAGAAAUGCCAGUCAUGCCAACAAGAAUAUGCUCAGAAAUGUACACCGACCACAAAUGCAAACUGUGCGUGCCGUUCUGGUUUCCUGUGCUCCAACAAUAUCUGUUCAAACUGUGAGGAAAACAAAUGCGUCAUGGGGGAGAAACCGAAGAGGACAGUCUCUUCCUCAGGUAAAGGAUUUAUAAAGUAUUCCUAUCAGUGUGAGCCUUCAUGCACUGAUAAUGCAUAUUUUGAUGCGAAAGAAGAUGUCUGCAAACCACGAACACAGUGCAGUGAAUUACGUCUUGCUGAGCAGUUUCCAGGGAACAAAACCCACAACGCAGUUUGUGUUGGAUAUGAGAUGCACAGAAAUGGUGGAGACUUCAUUCAUGUGUUCCUUGGCAUCGGAUUUGUUUUGCUUUCUCUCACCCUCCUUGUGUGUCUAUCUUAUACCUGUAUAAAGAACCUAAGGAAGAACAAAAUAUAUAAUAAUCCUAUCGAAAUCAUAACAGGCUCCACCAACACCAAUGACUUUCACCUGUCAAAGGAGGAGAGUGGGCUUGGGCUCAUCGUGCAGGAUGAAUCCAGGAACAGCAACAGUUUUGGCCUCCUGCAUCUGGAAAAAGUCACAAGUCUAAGAUGACAUGAUCAGUCUGUUCAACAAGCAGUACAAUAAUAUUGAAGUAGUACAAAGCAUCUUGCUCGGUAUCAGUACACAUUUAAAUCUAGAGAAACCUGUUAAGGUUAGAGAUGGGCUUGAAAGAUCCCUGGUUCGAUCUCCAGCAGGACAGAUCUAGGCAGUUGUCCCAUCCUCAUUACCACUGUUGAGGUGCCCUUGAGCAAGGCGCUUAACCUCCAUCUGAAAUAGUAAAUAUUAAUGUGAAAAUCUAAAGGAUUAACAACUGUGUCCACUGUACACUUGCUGUUUCAUAACAAUGCUCUAAGGAGGACUGGGGUGUGACUGUAAAGAUUAUUUUGUAAAUCUUCUGAAGUCUAUGAAUAAAUAGAUGUUUUUACAUUU